AUGGAUUUCCGCAACCUAUCAUUCACUCUCCUCCUGCUAUCCGCUACAGUCAUGUUAUAUUUCAGGACUCUACUAGCGCAUCCCAUCUACAUGAUUAGCACCCCUGCAUCAGUGCAAACUCCAGACUCAGCGCCAACCGACGCCCUCGCCUUCCUCGACGAGCCCGUCUUCAGACCACUGGCAUCUCACAUAGCGGACAACCCAUAUCCGUGGCGUGAUAAACGUCCAUUCCAGGAGACCAAUUUUGCGUUACUCAUGGGUGCUGUCCAAUCUCUUCUUGAGGCUGAGGUUGACGAGGGAGAGGGUGGUGUGAGUUUGAAUGAGAGCUAUGGGCAACAGGAUGGCAUUGAGAGUAACUCGUCCGAGACAUAUUUUCUCUGGGCUGGGGAAGAUGAGAAGUGGUCUUGCGCUUAGCAAAAGCGCUCAGAGGAGUUGAGAAAGUGAAGAUGGUCCUUCGAGACCUGGGAUUGUGAGAAGUUCAUUUUUGGAAAGUGGGUUUAAAACCCACUAU
This is a messenger RNA of Aspergillus costaricaensis CBS 115574, 511 nucleotides long. RefSeq lists its product as uncharacterized. The record is from RefSeq and is a predicted model, not a curated record. Lineage: Eukaryota; Fungi; Ascomycota; Eurotiomycetes; Eurotiales; Aspergillaceae. The transcript has a single exon. The coding region runs from base 1 to 414 and encodes 137 amino acids.